UUCUUCUUCUUCUUCUUCUUCUUCUUCUUCUUCUUCUAGCCUCUAUGUUCUUGGAGAAUAAUUAGAAACUUAUAUUAAGAUGGCUGUUAACUGUUCUUCAGCUCAAAUCUCAAUUAAGAAGUAUGGUUCAUUUCUAAAACAUGGAAACAAAGAUUUGAUGCCAAAACAAAGCUAUGUCCCACAAAAGAAGGGGCAACAAGUUGGUGGUGCUCUACCAUUGAGGAUCACAGCAUCAUCCAUCAAGAACAAGGUUUAUGAGGAUGAAUCACAAGGCAUAAUUUGCUACCAAGAUGAGAAUGGAGAAAUAAUUUGUGAAGGGUAUGAUGAAGGACCUCGUUAUCAACAUCCUUUUAGGCCAACCUGUCAUCCGAGGGAUGUUGAAAUUAUGAAUCUUUUUCUAAGACAAAGUGGAAUUCAGAUUGUUAAAGGGGAAGAAAUCAAUUUCAAUCAUGGUGAAGUUGAAGGUGUUAUUAGUCUAAAAGAAGAUUUAAACUUGAAUGGCUUUUCUUAGUGUUAGUUAGUGUGUAUGUUUUUUAAGAAAGGCAUGUAAGAAAGAGCAUAUAUGCAUAGAAGGUUUGUUCCUCCAGCAUAGUUUCAUGCAAGUUGUACAAAUGUUAAUAAUAAUAACAAUGACAAUGCCUUUCUUAGUGGUUUUUCUUUUUCA
Arachis duranensis is the source of this 664-nucleotide messenger RNA. RefSeq lists its product as uncharacterized. The record is from RefSeq and is a predicted model, not a curated record. NCBI's taxonomy places the organism in Eukaryota, Viridiplantae, Streptophyta, Magnoliopsida, Fabales, Fabaceae.